UUACACAAGGCCACUAAUUCCGGACGGUACUGAGACUCGGGACAAUACGCUUCUAUCGAAAGCAAAGCCCCAGGCUAAUUUCCAACUAUCGGCUAUUCGCUGGAAGGCGAUUCUAAGCGUUGUGAGGCGAGCGGAGGAGACUCAGCUGGCGCUCGGCAAGCAGACUGGGGAGCAGGUCACGUGUCCCUACACCCCCACGUUAGUGAGCGCGCCUUUAACACGUUCAUCUCCGUAAAAGCCGCGAACGCGCAUCAAUACCGUAACAAGACAGGGGUUCUCCCUUCGCACCUAGCGGCGUUACAAAAUAGCAAGACGCCAAUUUGCCAAACCAGAACACCUAAGGAAAUUAUAUUCUACGUUAUGUGCGCUUACACCAAACUAAGACAAUAGGUUGCUAUUGCAGCUGGCUGCCCAGGGAUUUACAUAGCCCACAUAGUUGAUUCGUGAAGCCUAGUGACAAGCGCAUUUAUCAACCAAUUCUGACGGCAUCGAUCCUAGCCUGCCACGGGCAGAACCCCCGAGGGCCACCACUCGUACAGCUGCUGUCUCUUUGACUGACCCCUUCUAAGAAGGGCGCAUCCGCCUCUCCAAUUAGCGGCACCCUCAGAAGUAUUACAGGACUACAGUAAAUCCCUCUAGAGCCCAAGCUCCAGCCUAGCGUGUCUCUAAGUGCCGAAUUACGGACGCGGCAAACCCGAGCUGCGCCCUCACAUCCCCAAAGCUCACUGGGAACUGCGACCUUACACUCUCCCCUCUCUGUAUACCUCCGCCUCCUGUUUAGCCGGACCUUUAUUUCUCACUACUGGAGAUGCGUAUGGUCAGAAUAAAGAGUUAAUGGAAGAGAGGAGCCGGACCCCCCCUCCCUCUAGCGGAGGGAUACUCAACUAGGUUCUAACGUGGUGCUGAGGCUCGACAAGCGAAAAAAAUGUCUGCCUGAGGGAGCCCUACAAGUUCCUAUCGGGGAAAAGAAAACGUGUAGCGGUAAUAAACACGGGUGAAAUCCCACGGAAACCUUGUUUGUGUUGAGCAUCUUGGCACAGAGGCGGGGGAAAACUGCUUUUAAGCGCCGUGAAAGAAGACGAAGCGGGACCUCGAUAAACUUCAACCCAAUUGUUGGAUGUUUGAACGGAAAAAAGGAGUUGAUCUGAGUGGUUGAAGAUGAAUCCUCAGCAGCGGAUGGCCGCUAUAGGAACAGACAAGGAAUUAAGUGACCUGCUGGAUUUCAGUGCGGUACGAUAUCCUUCGGGGUCUUCUUUUGGCUUCUUCCACACGAUGUUUUCCCCACCUGUUAAUAGUGGGAAAACCAGACCCACUACACUAGGAAGCAGUCAAUUCAGUGGAUCUGGUAUGGAUGAAAGAUCAGGUGCUUCUUGGGGAACAAGUGGUCAGUUGAGUCCGUCUUAUGAAUCUUCAAGGGGUUUUACAGACAGUCCUCAUUACAGUGAUCACUUAAAUGACAGUCGAUUAGGUCCCCAUGAAGGAUUGUCCCCAACACCUUUCAUGAACUCAAAUCUGAUGGGGAAAACAUCUGACAGAGGCCCAUUUCCUUUAUUUGGUAGAGAUUCAGCUGUUCCUGGAUGUCAACCUGGCCUCGUCCGAGCAGAUAUUGGACUUGGAAGCUCUGGGCAACUUCCAUCCUCAGGAAAACCUGGUAGCCCUUACUUUCCUUUCUCUGCAUCCAGUUCACGUCGAAGACCUUUACAGGACACACCUGCACUUGAUCCUGUACAAACAAAGAAAAUAAGAAAGGUUCCCCCUGGCUUGCCUUCUUCUGUCUAUGCACCAUCCCCAAAUUCAGAUGACUUCAACAGAGAAUCUCCUAGUUACCCUUCCCCCAAGCCUCCAAGCAGUAUGUUUGCUAGCACUUUCUUUCUUCAAGAUGGAACACAUAACUCAUCAGAACUGUGGAAUUCCUCCAAUGGGAUCAGCCAGCCUGGGUAUGGUGGAAUGCUGGGCAGUUCAUCUUCUCACAUGUCCCAGUCAAGUAGCUUUGGUAGCCUACAUGACCGUUUGAAUUACCCACCCCAUCCAGUCUCACCCACAGAUAUAAAUGCCAGUCUUCCUCCAAUGUCCAGCUUCCAUCGAGGUGGCAACUCAAGCUCCACCUAUGUGGCUGCGUCUCACACUCCUCCCAUCAAUGGAUCAGACAAUCUGUUGGGAAAUCGAGGGAAUGCAGCUGGCAGCUCACAGACUGGGGAUGCACUUGGAAAAGCUCUUGCAUCUAUUUAUUCUCCUGAUCAUACCAGCAGCAGCUUUCCAUCAAAUCCCUCAACUCCUGGCGGCUCACCUUCUCCCCUUCCAGGUGCCAACCAGUGGUCUAGACCCGGAGGGCAGACACCUUCAUCACCAAGUUAUGAAAAUUCCCUUCACUCUUUAAAAAAUCGGGUUGAGCAGCAACUUCACGAGCAUUUGCAGGAUGCUAUGUCCUUCUUAAAGGAUGUCUGUGAGCAAUCCCGAAUGGAAGAUCGUUUGGAUCGACUUGAUGAUGCAAUUCAUGUACUAAGGAAUCAUGCAGUUGGACCCUCAACUAGCAUGGCUGCUGAUAUACACAGUUUAUUGGGUGCUGCACAUAAUGGACCCAUUGCAAGUUUGACCUCCAACUAUGGAACAGCUGGCCUGGUAGCAAACAGCCGACAGACUUCAAUGCAGGUUGCAAAUCACAGAGAAGAAUCUGUAAGCAUAUCCAGUGAACAUUCAGUUCUGUCAAGCACAGUUUCUGCAUCAAACCCAGAAAUUACCCAUAAACCCCAAGAAAAUUACAGAGCGUUAUCUGGGGUAUUGACUGCUCAGUCAGUGAUAUCCAACCUGGCGGAAAUCAAGACUGAGCAUAAAGAAAAGGAUGAGAAUAUACACGAUGGAGUCUCUUCCGAUGAUAUGAAAUCAGAUGAUGAAUCUUCUCAGAAAGAUUUCAAAUCUUCCAGAGGGAGAACAAGCAGCAUCAAUGAAGACGAAGAUUUAAAUCCAGAACAGAAACUGGAGAGGGAAAAGGAGAGGAGAAUGGCAAACAACGCAAGGGAACGCCUGCGUGUUAGAGACAUCAAUGAAGCAUUUAAAGAACUUGGGCGCAUGUGUCAGCUUCACCUGAAGAGCGAGAAACCACAGACAAAACUGCUAAUUCUUCAUCAGGCGGUAGCAGUUAUCCUUAAUCUAGAACAACAAGUCAGAGAGAGGAACCUUAACCCCAAAGCAGCCUGCCUUAAAAGAAGGGAAGAAGAAAAAGUUUCUGCCGUAUCGGCAGAGCCACCAAACACACAUCCAGGAGCGCAUCCUGGGCUUACUGAUACUACCAACCCUAUGGGUCAUAUGUAAACAUCAGUCAGGUCUCCCGCACUAUUGAUAGGAUAUAUAGAAGGUGACCUUUCAUCACAAGGACACAGACAACAUAAGAUACUGACGACACAAAUCUGACAGGAUCACAAGAGAAUGAAGAAGGCAAAAUCAAACGAACUUGAAGCAAAACAUCCAAAAUGCAAUCUAUAGACUGAAGCAAAACACUUCUUAUCAGAAGCUGAAAUCUGCCAAGGGUGAUAUAAUUUCAGCCCAUGAAAUAGUUUGAGCAUAUCAUACCUGUCACCACCGCGUGUCGUUUCUGCACAAUCAGACUGUCAGUGUCUCUCCACGCCCCGUGGGAGCUGCCUUGUGCCUAAACAAAAUUGACAAAUGCAUUGUAUCUACAAAUUUUAUUUAUUAUGGAACUGUUAUAAAAGGUCUACAUAUAAAAGGGAAAAGUUGGGCUGAAAGUGGAGAAGAUUUCAGUUGAUGCCAGCAUUUGUAUAACUGUUCAUAUACAGAGAAUAAAGCAGUGGCAACCUUUGUCCCUUAGCAUUCCCAGCAAACCUAUUAGUGUCUUAACAGUGGAAGGGAAUGGUCUUUUUCUAUCCUUUCCAUUACUUUUGCCAUAUGAAUAGUGUUUUCCAGCUACUGGAAAAUAUUACUUUGGUAUAGUUUAUGUUGUUGUUUUUAAUGUUAUUUUUGGUCUCUGGUAAUCUGAACAGUUAUGGUCAUAGCUAACCUUCCACGCUGAGCUCCAUGCUUUUAAGUAAUAAGCAGUUAUAGAAAGGACUGGAGCAAUACUGUGACCUAGUGUCAUCACAUGAGGGGUAUAUUCUUUUCUCCCCUUUCCUAAAGUAGACAUUGCUUUACUGCUAUGAAGGGAAGAACAUAGGCUUCAUAGUAAGGCUACCUGGGGCAAUGUUUCUAUGCAGUACCUGCUACAUAUAGAGAACAUAAGGCGUUGGCUGUAAGUAAGCACAAAAGGAGAUUCUGCAGGCGGUAAAGACUGGGACUAUUUACCAUAGCAGGUAACGUUAGAACAAAGUGUAGGAUUGAGAUGAAAUGUCUGAAUGAAAUGAGAGCAACGGUCAGUGCUCCUUAUCUAUCAUUUGGAAUGGCAGAUCAUUGUAGGAUUCACAUAAGCGCCCCUUGCAAUCCAGUAACCCUCGAGCCGUACUCGGAUGUUUCCAGUCUAUACAAACCCCUCUGAAUUUCCUUGUAAGCCGUCUUCCACUACUAUGAGCAUAGAAGGGAAGGACUAGUUCCUUAUGGUCUGAACAAAAUUCUACCAAAAUUAGGAUAUAAAACUCUAAAGAGAACAAAAACAAUCUAUAGUUUUGGGAUCCUAAAAUCAUAUUGUUGCUGAUCCCUCAGAUAACUAUGAGGUUAGCGGAUAAUUCCAGUUGCUUAUAAAUAUCAAUUAUCAUGGGACUAUAUCUGUGGCCUUGUUCUUUAUUCAAGUAUUUAUCAACUAAACAAACGUUGUUGCAUAUGAUGUGAUUGAUCACUUGCCACUGCCUGCCCCUUUUUUCUUUAUGCUUGUCUCUUCUUGUCCUUCCUUUACCCCUUUGUUUGUUUCUAUUUUUCUUGUUGCUAUAUUAGACAUUGCAGUAUGCCCAAAAGCUUUUCUUCAUGAAAUAGAAAGAAAAAAACAUUUGGCUUAUUUUUCACUGUAGUUAGUCUUUUAUACAAUAAUCUUGUAAGAAAAUUUCUUGGAUUCUAAAUAUUACUCUUUCUAGAUUUUUGAAAUCGAAAAAGUUUUCAGUAAAAAGUUUCUUACUUUAUUUUACUAUAUUAGGUAGUAAAAAUGUAGGGUUAUUUACCAUAACCUGUUCAUUAAUAUCAGAAAUUUACAAUAGCAUUUUAAGAACAUAGUAGGGUCCUAGCAUACCGUGUAGUACCUAUGGAGUAUUGUAAGAGCUAAUUGUCCAAGAUGAAUUGCUUUAUCAUCUUGUUCUCCAGUUUCCAUUGUUGGUCUCUUGCAGAUUUGUACCCUGUGUCAAAUUCAACGUAUUGUUGAUAACUCUCUUCAACCAGCAGCGAGAAGUUCAAACAUUUCUGUCGAUGUAACAGAAACACAAUAUGUAUAUAACAUUUAUGUAGCAAUAAAUGUGCCAUCCUUUUUUAAA
Molecule: messenger RNA, 5402 nt
Organism: Xenopus tropicalis (tropical clawed frog)
Lineage: Eukaryota; Metazoa; Chordata; Amphibia; Anura; Pipidae
Gene: tcf12
Product: transcription factor 12 (HTF4, helix-loop-helix transcription factors 4)
Exons: 21
Coding region: 1159-3309 (716 amino acids)
Cellular component (GO): nucleus
Molecular function (GO): protein dimerization activity
Source: RefSeq, a predicted model, not a curated record